AUGGCUAGCAUCACUUCUUCCGCCAUCAGGCAGGCAGGUCGCCUCUGCCGCUACACGCAAGUGCCGGGCGUUCCUUCAAGAGGUAUUUCCUCGUUAUCGAGGGUGGCGGUUGCGCCAAUCCACAGAUUAUCUCAGCAGCGCAGAUACGUCUCGGAAACGAAACGUGACAAUGCGCAGGUCAACAUCGAAACAGCCAUCAAGCUUGACAAGAAGGACUUCAUUGACGUUGUCCCUCAGUCUCCCGAUGCGCCAAACGUAAUGGUUAGCCCCAUGGCUGAAGUUUUGAAGCAAGUCACCACGAUGGAGGAGGGCCAACGGCCCAUCUAUCUCGACAUGCAAGCCACGACUCCCGUCGAUCCCCGCGUCCUCGAUGCCAUGCUGCCUUUCAUGACUGGCAUCUACGGUAACCCGCACUCGCGAACACACGCAUAUGGAUGGGAGAGUGAGGAAGCAGUUGAGACGGCUCGGUCGCACAUCGCGAAGCUUAUCGGUGCCGACCCCAAGGAAAUUAUUUUCACCAGCGGCGCCACCGAGAGCAACAACAUGAGCAUCAAGGGAGUCGCGAGGUUCUUUGGCAGAUCUGGAAAGAAGAAGCAUAUUGUCACUUCACAGACGGAGCACAAGUGCGUUCUCGACAGCUGUCGACAUCUCCAAGAUGAGGGUUUCGAAGUCACAUACCUCCCAGUCAAAAACUCUGGCUUGAUCGACAUGGAUGAGCUAGCUGCGGCGAUUCGUCCGGAUACUGCCAUUGUCAGUAUCAUGUCCGUGAACAACGAAAUCGGAGUUAUCCAACCGCUGGAGCAGAUUGGAAAGCUUUGCCGGGAGAGGAAGACCUUCUUCCACACCGAUGCUGCGCAGGCUGUCGGAAAGAUUCCUAUGGACGUCAACAAGAUGAACAUUGACUUGAUGUCCAUCUCCUCCCACAAGAUUUACGGCCCCAAAGGCAUCGGAGCUUGCUACGUUCGCCGCCGGCCUAGGGUCAGACUCGACCCUAUCAUCAGCGGAGGUGGGCAGGAGAGAGGAUUGCGAAGCGGCACCCUCGCACCGCCACUGGUUGCUGGCUUUGGCGAAGCGUGCCGCAUCGCCUACGAGGAAAUGGAGUACGACUCGAAGCGUAUCAAAUUCUUGUCCGAUCGCCUCCUCAACGGCCUUUUGUCGCUGGAACACACUACCCAGAACGGUGAUCCUGAGCACUUCUACCCUGGAUGCGUCAAUGUUUCAUUCGCUUACGUUGAGGGCGAGUCGCUGCUCAUGGCUCUGAAGGACAUCGCGCUGUCUUCCGGCAGUGCCUGCACCUCUGCAUCCCUGGAACCCAGCUACGUCCUCCGUGCUUUGGGCAACAGCGAUGAGAGCGCGCACAGUAGCAUCCGAUUCGGCAUUGGUCGUUUCACCACCGAGCAGGAGAUUGAUUAUGUGCUCAAGGCAGUCAAGGAGAGAGUCGACUUCUUGCGCGAGUUGAGCCCGCUCUGGGAGCUAGUUCAGGAGGGCGUUGACCUCAACACCAUCCAAUGGAGCCAGCAUUAA
Molecule: messenger RNA, 1524 nt
Organism: Colletotrichum orchidophilum
Lineage: Eukaryota; Fungi; Ascomycota; Sordariomycetes; Glomerellales; Glomerellaceae
Product: cysteine desulfurase IscS
Exons: 2
Coding region: 1-1524 (507 amino acids)
Biological process (GO): [2Fe-2S] cluster assembly
Cellular component (GO): mitochondrion; cytosol; nucleus
Molecular function (GO): cysteine desulfurase activity; pyridoxal phosphate binding
Source: RefSeq, a predicted model, not a curated record